Molecule: messenger RNA, 4559 nt
Organism: Linum trigynum
Lineage: Eukaryota; Viridiplantae; Streptophyta; Magnoliopsida; Malpighiales; Linaceae
Source: the annotation of a GenBank genome assembly
GUUCAUGAACUUUAUUCCCAUACAGUAUUUUCCAAGGUCAUAAGUCAUAACUUCACCCUGUUCAAGUCAAGAGCCUUUCUUUGUGCAUGCCACCACCAGUCGUCUUUUUCCCUUUAUAUUCUACUGUAUGCAGGCCUUUUCAACUUUCUGUCUUCAAUAGCAAAGACUCAUGUCAAACCUCUCUUUACUCCAUCCUUUCAUAUUCCUUUCACAGCCGGCUACUUUCCUUUUAAAUUGAUAUAUAUAUAAAUUAAAACUAUUCUUACGGUCAAAAUAAACAAAAUAAAGCAUACAAAAAUUCAUCAGCCCCACCAUCUCAAAAUUACAUACAUGGAAUAGUAGACAGUAGUUAAGAACAAUCCAUCGAUUUCAUGAUAGUCAAAUCGAUGACAUACUAUUCGGUACAAUUGGGUUCAAUCAGUAUCGAUUACAAAAUUAGUUGAAAUGCUUCAGGUUUGAUUGACAUGCCCGAUUUUCUACCUCUAAAUAAAAUGACAUAAUUUUAGUGAAUAUAAUUUGAAAAUAUCUUUAUAUUUGUUUCUUAAAUUUAAAAGUUUAUGUUAAUUGUUGGAUUUAAAUAUAAACAUUUGAAUGUUGACGUCAAAUAUUGUAUUUAAGUACGAUGAUUUUUCAUUUUAUUUGAAAUAUUGUAUUUUACUAGAAUAUAAAUGUAGAAUUAAGAGAGAUUGUUUUCAAAUAUGUUAUGUAUGUAUAUGUUUAAAAAUCAUUCAAGUGUUAUUGAUUUCCCACUUCGCUACAACAUGUUUUAUUAAAAUUAACACGAACUGACAUAAACCAUUUAUACCACCUGCCGGACGAUACCACUUGUGAAACCAAUCGAGUUUGACAGAUCAAUUUAUAAGACCAUAUUAAUUUAGCGUGGCUCUCUAUGGAAAACAUAUCGCGUCAAUAAUAUUUUUUAACAUUAUAUUACGACCCCCCUGCCUAGCUUCUGUCUCCACUUGACCGUGAUGUUGCAUUUGGCUCAUACCCUAUCGUCUCAAUCAUGCGGCGAAUAAUUCCUCUUCACAUAACAACCCUCCACGUAAAACCAGUCAACCAUUCUCCAUUUCACCCCCUCCCUCAUAUAUACGUGUACACAAAUAAGAAGAAGAAAAAAAGCUACACACCACAAAAUCCUCCAUUUUGACCUUUACCUUCCCUUCAACCAUUACUCUAUACUUCCCAUUAGUCUCCCCCUAUGGCCCAGAACGAAUCAUGGCUCGAAAUCUUCUCCGCCCACAACGAUGUGAAUGUCCAUCCUCAGCCGACGUCCAUGGGAUUCGCCAGCAAAACCGUAUCCGAUCACCACCACCACCAUCGUCAAGGUGAUCGGUCGCUGUCUUCCGCCACGUUCCAGCUCCUCAACCACCGAGUGGUCAACAGCUUCACCGCCGAACCAUCCAACGAUAGCUUCAACGUGAUGGACGCCCGUGUCCCCACAAGCCUUUCCAUAGACGAGACGAUAAGACUGGCAGCAUUGAGGAUCGUCGGGUGCUCGGACUCGGACCGGGUCGGGAUCCCGUCCUUGCUCAACGUCCCGUUUGACCCGUCCAUCUCGGGGCUCUCGAUCGAGGACCAGAAGAACGUCGAGCUCGCGGAGUACCUCCUUUCCUCCGCGGACCGCGUCAACAGUCGCCAGUACGACGAGGCCAUCUCCCUCGUCGACCUGUGCGACUGCCUGUCCUCCCCGAAGGGGAAUGCGGUCCAGAGGGUGGUCCACUACUUCGCCAGAGGGUUGCGAGAACGGGUCGAGUACGAGACGGGACGGAACUACCCGCCGUCGUCAAAGAGGGACGACGACGAGAAGUCGUAUUUGGGCGACGUGCUGAGGCUGCCGUCGCCUUCCAUCGUCCUCUCGGUCCAGGAGCGGUUUCCUUACUAUCAGAUGCAACAGCUGGCGGCCGUGCAGGUCAUGCUGGAGUCGGCCGCAUCGGCCAGGAGGAUCCACGGGAUCGAUCUCAAGAUCAAGUCCGGGCUCCAUUGGAUCGCCUUCAUGCAGGCACUCGAAUCUCGACCCGCGGACGGGCCGCGGGUCGAGAUUCUGAAAGUGACCGCUCUGUGUACAGGAGCGGUCGAACCGGUUCGGGCCACGGGCGAGUGGCUGACCGGCUUCGCGAAGUCGAAGGGGUUGAAAUUUUGUUUCAAGAUUGUGAGGGUGGGGGAUGUUUUGGAUGUGAGGGGGGACAUGUUCGGGGUGGACCAAGGGAGGGAGGCGGUGAUGGUGUACUCGGAGCACGCUUUCGUGGCGAUGAUCGGUCAGCCCGACCGGAUGGAAACCCUGAUGCGGGUCGUGAGGGGGUUGAACCCGCAGCUCAUGGUCGUGACCGAGACUGAGGCGAACAACAACUCCCCGCAGUUCUCGGCGCGUUUCGUGGACACGCUGUUCCACUACGGCGCCGUUUUCGACAGCGUGGACGCUUGCAUGGGCGCGGACGACGAGAGCCGGACGUUCAUGGAGGGCGGGAUGAUGGGGAGGAUGAUCAGCAACAUUGUGGCGCGUGAGGGGGAGGAGCGCGUGAUACGGGGCGUGAAGCUGGACGUGUGGCGGGCUUUCUUUCGGCGGUUUGAGAUGGUGGAGCGGAGGCUGGGGCCGGUGGCGUGGCAGCAGGCGAGGCUGGUGCAUGAAACGGCGCCGAAUGGGGAGUUUUGCACGGUGGAGAGGGAUGGGAAGGCGAUGGUGAUUGGGUGGAAAGGCACGCCGUUGGUUUCGGUUUCCACGUGGAAGUUCUUCCGCUCGGCUAGGCUCGUGAACGGGAGCAAACACUUGCGGAUCGAGUUCGAAUAAUCAGAGAGCAUUAAUUGCUAUGGUAAUACUCGUAAUUAAGCGAGUCAAUAGUAUAGAUUCAGAUCCUACACAUAAAAUGAAUGUGUAUGGCGAAAGAAAGCAAAUGAUCCCUACUUCUCUAAAAUAGAUGCACAUUUUACUUUCUCUAAAGAUAUGAGUGAUUCUAACAUCCUGAUAGCAUUAUAUUCCACGUUACUACUUUGAUUAUUUUCUCAGCUACUAGACCACAAACAUGAUAACUAUGGUAGUAGAAGAAUCAAAGUUCAACUCAACAUUUAUGUAACCUCUUCGUCACGCUAUCUUCAAUCUUUCUCGUGCUCAUUCGAGUUGAAAGCUCUCCGAGCAAAUCCCGAUGUUGCAUGUGAAGACUUCCCCGCAUCUUCUUAGCUAGUCAUCGAGAUUCAAGAGGUUCACCUAGUGCAAUUUUAUUUUUGACUAUUCUUUUUAUUAAUGACGUUGAAUGUUGUGUUUGGAAUUGAGUUAGUGGUCUUUUCCCUAUGGAAAGAUUAGAUAGUCAGUGGUCACAGCUACACUCAUAAUUAAUGAAGGAAUGGUCAGUUGUCAUUGUUGUUUACAAUAUCUUUUCCCCUUGUUAUGCAUAAUUUCAAUGAUUAAAAUUGUGCAAGGUCUUUCUCAAUUGACCUUUGUCUACUUUGGCCGGUCAGGCGGUCACAACGUAGACAUCAUUGUAAGUAUUUACUUGUUUGUUGGGUUGCCAUUAGCAAAACAUAAUUUAUUUGGAUUGUUAAGAAGUUCCCAACCGCAUUACUACAACCAUGUGGCAAGAAACAACUCUUCAAAUUUACAUUUACGACUUAUCUCUCGAUUAAACGAAGGAGACGUGCAUAUAAUAUAUUAAUCUCAUAAUAAUGUUGCAUCAUUGGUUGAAUAAAACUAUAGUCCACUUAGUUAAUUGAUAUUUACUACAGUUUAGUUUCAUUAUAACUUAUAGUUAAUUGAUAGUAAAUAUCAAAUCAAGCAAUGUUUGAAGGAUAGCCACGUAAUACACACAAAGUGGUCGACAGCAGAAAGUGUUUUUCUAGCUUCGUUGGUUAUUAAAAAGUCCCUCUACUAUUUUUUACAUCAAACAUAUACCCUUAUACUUUGUAAAAAUGAUCAAACAUGUCAUUCUUUUAAAAUUUGCACAAAAAACCCAUCAAUCAUUGUCGAACCUUGAUUUGGGAGACAUGUGACUAAAAUAUUUCUAACAAUUUCACUUUAGAAUUGUUUUGUUUCUUUUGUCUAGCCAAAUAGCUCUAAUAAUUUCACUUUAACUAGACCUGGAGAAAUAAAUAAGAAAAACUGACAUUUCACCCCUAAUUUUUCUGAUGUCGGGUCGUGUGAAUCUCGGUUCAAUUAAUGAAAAUUUUAACAUAAGAGCAUGUUUGAUAAUUUUUCCAAAGUAUAGGGGCAUGUUUGAUGUAAAAAAUAAUAGAGAGACAUGUUUGAUAAAAUUGUAUAGUAGAGUGGCAUAAUAUCCCUAUAACCCUAAAAAGCAGCUUCAACACAAAACGUAUAAUGUGAAAUGAAAACUAUAGAGUAUACUAUGGUUGUCAAAUUGGUUUAGUGUUGACCUGUUCAAUUAGAGUUGCUUAUCACGUUAUUGACUAAUUUUUACAUUUACAGACACAGUUAGAUGAAUUGAUGACUAAUAAAUAAUAAUUACCAAUGAUGAUAUCGGGUAUUAUUUUUAUCCCAUAAUUAUCAAUGUUUAUUUAUGUAUUCCAACCUUAACUAUAUUUAAACAUAUUAUUAAACAAAAGAAAUGGUA